Messenger RNA from Papilio xuthus (Asian swallowtail), 1233 nucleotides. RefSeq lists its product as uncharacterized. The record is from RefSeq and is a predicted model, not a curated record. The transcript has 5 exons. The coding region runs from base 86 to 880 and encodes 264 amino acids. NCBI's taxonomy places the organism in Eukaryota, Metazoa, Arthropoda, Insecta, Lepidoptera, Papilionidae.
AAACAAAUUGUUCAAUUUAAUUCAAUUCUUUAUAAUUAUUGUUUUAUAAUAGUUGAUAUAUAAUUAUUUGACAUAAAUAAAAAAUAUGCAGGCCUUUACAAGUAUUAGGAAUAUCAUAUUCAUAAUAAGUGGCGGUGUUUUAACGUUUGUUAUAUUAUUUAUUUUUGCGAAAAGGCAAAUUACUAGAUUUGCUCUGAGAUCACGUAGGGGACCUCAUGUACCAAUUGGUGCGGAUGCGAAAAAGAGUUUGAAGAAAGAAAUAGAGCGGCGCAUAGAAGCAGUACCUCGCAUAGUGACAGAGCCUCGUCUUCUGAGUGCCGAGCCCUCACAUUACAUCCUAGAGCCUCAGCAGCCUUACCACUACAGAUUCCGUGCAGUCGAUGAUGUUAAGACUUUAGAAGAAGAAAUAGCCCGUCAAGACCCAGGUCUGCGUCGUCGUCCACGCGAAUCCUUACGCUCAUUCCUGCUGUCGUCACUGGCGGCGCCACUGGAUGGCCGUGGCCAGAAGCUUGUACAUCAAUUCUGUGAUACGUAUGAGUGUGCAAGACACCAUCCCGCAGAGUUUGGAGACGAUGAGUACAGAGCAUAUUCCAGACUUCUUUUAAAAUUGUUGGACGCUGCUCGUUUGCUGAAAAGUGUGGGCGCGUGCCGGGGUGGGUCGCCGCGUGACAGCCCGCAGCGACGUCCGGCGCGACUGUUACGACCUGCUGCGCUCUCCGCGUUGCCCGGAGCCAACAAGCUGCCUGUGUUGCACAACCAGUAUACUGCACUAGAGAACAUGCCGGUGGAGUCAAAGAUGGAGGAUGAGAUAAUCAGAGUGCCCGUGCGGAGUCCCACGGAGCCCGCGGUGAAGGCUCCGGCCGAUGAGACGGCCGUGUGAGGGCGGCGCGCCCGCCACGAUGCUAAGACUCUCUGACGUGGUGCGGCAAAUAUAGAAUAGAAGUGAAGUAGAAUAAAUCUCAAAGAAGGAAACAAACUGAUAUAGUGACAUUUGUAAAGUGAUAGUGUUGUGAAAAGUGCAAAAAAAACUUGAAGAUUGAGAUAAUGCCUCAGUCUUAUGUUUACGCUGGGUUUAUUGUUGAAAAUGUGCUUAAACGUAUUGUCAUCUCAGCUUUUUCACUGAUAAUGAGAGAGACAAUUGUUUCUGUGGAUAUUUCUUUGGUAGAAUCAUUGUUAUAAUAUAGUGAUUAAUUAUUUAAAUGUAGAAUAUUAGAUUUAGGAUAUAUUUGUAUU